AUGCUUCUUUUUGUUCGUUUAUUCAAUGUAAAUUCGAUUCGUAAUUCUAGUCGUAGUCGUGAAUUUUUUUCCAUUCUGAAAAAAUCUUAUCGUACAACAAAAUUAAAUUUAUUUAUGGCAUCAAAUAAUCGAACAUGUUUUGUCUUUGAUAAAGAUGAAUCAACUAAAAUUCUUAUUCAAAUGGUUUAUGAAAUACCUUCAACAAGAAAACGUCGUCAAUUUAGUUUAUUACGUUCUGUUGAUGAAUCUCUUUCACAGACAAUAAAUCGUUUAAAAGCUAAUAUUGAACGUGCUCUUAUUAAAGAAAAUAAAUCAAAUAAACGUCUUAAAAAACAAGAAACUAAUAUUGGCAAGAAUAAUGAAAAAGAAUCAAUUAUUGUCAAAUUAACUGAUAAGAAUAAUAAACUAAUUGAUGAAAAUGAAACAAAUAAACAAGCAUGGAUUAAUUGUCAAACAUUAUUAAUUAAUCAACAAUCUUAUCAUGUUGAAUAUAAUGCACCAGGUUUGAUUUUGUUUUUCAUAUUUAUUAUUAAUAAAUAA
Molecule: messenger RNA, 540 nt
Organism: Rotaria sp. Silwood2
Lineage: Eukaryota; Metazoa; Rotifera; Eurotatoria; Philodinida; Philodinidae
Source: the annotation of a GenBank genome assembly